GUCAUGGCGACGCUCGGAGCAGAAGCUGGCGGCGGCGCGGGCCGAAUCCCGCCCCGGAACCAUCUCCUAUGAAAUGACCUUUGGCUCUAAAAAGAAGACUCGAUUUUUCAUGAUAAAAUGGCAGUGGUGAAAACCCCCAGCAGAGAGCUAAGCAAUGCGGAAGAACCAUUUACUAACAUAUCCCCCCUCCUUUUGAAGAGCCUAGUGGAGGAGCCUAAGAAAAGAAGAGAAGUACCUAAUCACCUUCUAGAAUCAAAGGUUUAUGCAAAAGUUCUGAACAAUAAGGUCAUACAGGCAAAACCUGGCAUACUGCAUUUUGGAGGCUACAAAGUCGAAAAACAACACCAACAGAUUCUGCAUCUGGUCAAUAUUUCCAAUGAAGACGUACAUGUGCAUAUCUUACCCCCUCAAACCAAAUACUUUCAGAUCAAGUAUGUGAAAAAGGAACACCGCCUUGUCCCCGGCUUGUCCCUCACAGUCACCAUUACGUUUUCCCCAGAUGAGUGGCGAUACUAUUAUGACUGCAUUCGGGUUCACUGUAAGGGAGACGACACUUUGCUUAUUCCCAUCCAUGCCUAUCCUGUCGUGAAAACAUUGGACUUUCCCUCAUUUAUAAAUCUAUCCAACGUUUUCCUUGGUGAAAGCAAAAAAUACGUUAUCCCUUUGCAGUGCAGCUGCCCUGUAGAUUUCGAGUUUCAUAUCACUUUGAUUCAGUCUCAUGAAGCCUUUACUGUUGACCCAAUAUCAGGCAUUCCCUUGCUUUGGCUUCCCUUUGCCGAUAUCUCCAUGCAUCUGGUAUACAUCUUUGAGGCUGCGGAAUUUACGAAGACUUUUAUUCACCUGCAGUAA
Molecule: messenger RNA, 849 nt
Organism: Leptonychotes weddellii (Weddell seal)
Lineage: Eukaryota; Metazoa; Chordata; Mammalia; Carnivora; Phocidae
Source: RefSeq, a predicted model, not a curated record